AUGGAGGGCAACAACGACUCCGACGACCCACACCAUCGACUAACCCGUCCGUCACCGCCGCCACCAGCGGCUGAAGACACAGUCGAUUCGUCCGACACCGACACCAGCGAUCGCCGUCAACGAGGAGCCAAUCGCGGCCUCUUCCGUAACCUCACGAACCGUAUCCGCACGGCUGCCCACUUGUCGCGCGCCCGUCGAGCGGAUCAGAUAACAGAGGCCACACUCGGUCUGGUGAUGGACGAGCACGAGCUGUACGUACGGCAACCGCAGGCGCCGCCUGUGAGUCGGCUAAACAGCGUUAAGACCGGCGGUACUAAUGGUUCAGUGGCGCCGACCUCUACGCUCACAAAGCCGGCCGGUGUUGACCGGCAGGUGAGUCAGGCGAGUGGUGUGAUGGCCACCGAUGUCUUCGCCAACAAUCGGUUCAUUAUAUCGCACGGAAAGUGUCACUUCUGGAAGAACUACGCCUACAGUGUAGAGGGUCACCCGUAUCUGAAAGUGUCGCACGACGUGCACAUUGAGGACAUCGCGUACAUAAUGCACAGGCAGUGGCGGAUGGAGUCGCCCCGUAUAGUAGCGCUCAUCAUAUCCAAUGUGGCGCCCCUUCAGGACUGGACGAACGCCCGACAGAUCGCCGCUUUCAAGAAGGGACUCAUGAAGGCGGCCAACUCGACCAAUAUGUGGAUCUUCACCAAUGGUGUCAAUAUGGGCGCCGCCCGUCUCAUUGGCGACGCCGUAGAGCAGGCCGUCAAAGAGUCCAAAGCCUACCGGUCCUCCUCGUCAGCGGCCAACACCACCGGACACACGCCGCGCGUCAAUGUGGUCGGCAUUAUGCGCGAAGAUCACCUCCGAUACGGCGAAAACAUUGAUGGCGAAACGGUUAAUCUCCAGAACGAGGGCAACCUAUUGGACGAACAGAAGUACGAACUCAACGACAAUCACUCGCACUAUCUGGUGGUGAGGGAUAACACGGUGUCCAAGACUGGGAUCAAUAUGUUCGCGUUGCGUAUCGUACAGUACUUGUCCACAAUUGGCGGUCGCGGCGAGUUCUCCAUCGAUCUGCUCGACCAAUCAGGCCGUACAUCACCGGACGACUACGUGCCCACAAUCGCCGACCUGUGCUCACUGACCAACACAGAGAUACCGAUCGUGUCGAUCGUCAUACAGGGCGGCUACGACUGCGCCCGACUCGUGUUGGAUCACUUGAAACGACAACAGCCGGUGGUUGUGUUGCGCGGGUCGGGCGGUCUCGCAGACCUACUGGCCUUCGCCUAUCUGGAGACACAGCAACGGUGCCGAGACUUGGCCGACACGUGGGACGCCGAGUACGUCGAGUCCUUUCUGAAGCCAGAGCUCUCCAACAAGAUUGUCAAUCGGUUCCCGCGUCUCCGGGGCAACACUCUGGCCAGAAAUAUCUUCAGGGAUCGUAUACUGGAGUGCAUUGUCAAUCGGUUCCCGCGUCUCCGGGGCAACACUCUGGCCAGAAAUAUCUUCAGGGAUCGUAUACUGGAGUGCGUACGGCUGGCCAGACAGGGCGGCUGCGUAUACCUGAGUGUACUAAACAUGCAUAACUCCGCCUGCAAUCUGGAGAACCUGUCCGAGUAUCUGCUUCUGGCGCUGUUUCAGUCACAACACUCCAGUAGCCGUACGCAGCCGUCCCUCUCCAACACCGAUAUACUACUCAAAGACCUAUACCUGACGCUGGACUGGAACUGUCCGCACGUGGCGGCCACCGAAGUGAUCAGUCGCGACCCGUCGUGCGUACUCCGGCUGGAGAAGGCCAUGUUUGAACAGGCGCUCACCCGACCCGACCGCGAAGAGUUUGUGGACCUAUUCAUGACAAACGGCUUUCGUGUGCACAAGUUUUUGACGCCCAAACGGCUGCGCAAUCUCUUCAAACGCAUCCAUCGCCACGAGUUCUUCCGCUCCGUGUGUUGGGAGGGAGUGUUGGGCCACUCGUACGACACCAAACUUACCAAAGAGUUUGUGGACAUUGAUCUCAAUUGGCUGAUCGAGUCGUGCACUGAUUUGCGCCAUUUUGUCCAAUCGCAGACACUGGCGCUCAAUGUGAUGGGUAUGUAUCCGUCCACCACUUCAGAGCCGGACCCGGCGGCCGACGUGGCGUCCGCCGAGCGUAAGGCGCUGUUCAUACUGACGAUGUGGGCUGUGUUCGGCAAUCGGCAGAAGUUGGCCAAAGUUUUGUGGAAACACUGCGACCAACCGAUUCAUUUGGGUCUAAUAGUGUCGAUGAUGUUGGAGCGGCUCUCGUGGUACGUCGGCGAACAGAACCUCAAGACCGAACUCAAGGAUCCGUCCAAACUGUUUGCCGACUACGCCAUCGGCGUUCUCGACCUGUGCUUCUCUCAGGACGAGUCCCGAGCGAACGAUGUGCUCAGCGAAGACCCCGUCGAGUGGAACUACAAGACAGCGGUCGACAUCGCGGCCAACGCCCGUCUGCGCACGUUUCUCGCCCACCCGUGUUGUCAGAAGUGGUUGACCAACACAUUCCUCGGCAACAUUCGCCUUCGGGAGAUGAGUUGGGGCUUCUUCUCGAUGCCGCCGUCGAUGAAGAUACUGUUGUCGGCGCUGUUGGUGUUCCCGAUGUACGUGUGGGUCAGGUUUCGGCCGAAGACCGGCCGACAGUCGGCGCACGACGAGCGCACCGAAGAACAGGAGGACGAGAGGGACGCCAUCGAUGAGGAGCAGCAUCUGAUCAACGCUCAGGCGGCGGCGGCCACAGCGGCUGGCGGUGAUGGCCAGAAACCCAGCGUAGGCUUUGUGGGUACUUUCAUUCCGGGUCCAGUCGGUGAUGCCUUCGAAGAGGCCGGCGAUCUAUUGAAUAAAACGGGCGAAGAGUUGGCCAAACAGAGCCGUCACUACCAGACAGUGAUCAAACACCGCGAGCUAUUGAUCCGCAAACAGCCGCCGCUCUUCACAAUGAUCUACGACAUGUGGAACGCGCCGAUUACCAAGUUCUGGAUGUUUAACUUGUUUUACAUCAUAUUCUUAGUGUUGUUCAGUUUGGCGCUGGUGUGGCCCUCGUGCGGGAACUACUACCUGGACUCGACUGUAUGCGCGUGGACUGCUCUCAUACUUCUGGAGCACAUCCGGCGCACAUUCGUACUGUACCGCAAGUACACGUCGGUGCCCAUCGUAUUCAAGUGCAUGGAGAUCGUGGCCAUCAUCGUAUUCGUGGUGAUCUACGCCUCCGGCCGCGUGUUUGACCGCCGCAUAUUCGGCUACUACACCAUGAAAGUGAUGCUAUCGUUCGCACUCAUCUACUUCUACUACCGCCUGUUCGCCGUACACCUGCCCAUCAGUCCAACACUGGGCCCCCUAUUGUAUCGGCUCAAGUUGAUGAUCACGGUCGAUUUUGUCAACUUCAUGCGUAUGGCACUGUUGGUGAUUUGUAGCUCAGGUGUGGUCAUACAGGCCGUGCUCUACCCCGACGAGCCGCUCAGCCUUAAGAUGUUUCGCCAGGCGUUUCAUCGAGCGUUUUUCACCCUAUUCCUCACGCCUACCUCCGAGAUAGUAGGCUUUAUUUAA
Medioppia subpectinata is the source of this 3546-nucleotide messenger RNA. The record is from the annotation of a GenBank genome assembly. NCBI's taxonomy places the organism in Eukaryota, Metazoa, Arthropoda, Arachnida, Sarcoptiformes, Oppiidae.